AUGCUGCUCUCCAAGUUCGGCUCCCUGGCGCACCUGUGUGGGCCCGGCGGUGUGGACCAUCUCCCGGUGAAAAUCCUGCAGCCAGCCAAGGCGGACAAGGAGAGCUUCGAGAAGGUGUACCAGGUGGGCGCCGUGCUGGGCAGCGGCGGCUUCGGCACCGUCUAUGCGGGCAGCCGCUUGGCUGAUGGGCUCCCGGUGGCCGUGAAGCACGUGGUGAAGGAGCGAGUGACCGAGUGGGGCAGCGUGGGCGGCGCGGCCGUGCCUCUCGAGGUGGUCCUGCUGCGCAAGGUGGGCGCGGCGGGCGGCGCGCGCGGCGUCAUCCGGCUGCUGGACUGGUUCGAGCGGCCCGACGGCUUCCUGCUGGUGCUGGAGCGGCCGGAGCCGGCGCAGGACCUCUUCGACUUCAUCACGGAGCGCGGCGCGCUGGCCGAGCCCCUGGCGCGGCGCUUCUUCGCGCAGGUGCUGGCCGCCGUGCGCCACUGCCACGCUUGCGGGGUCGUGCACCGCGACAUCAAGGACGAGAACCUGCUGGUGGACCUGCGCUCGGGCGAGCUGAAGCUCAUCGACUUCGGCUCGGGGGCGCUGCUCAAGGACACAGUCUACACGGACUUCGAUGGUACCCGGGUGUACAGCCCCCCGGAGUGGAUCCGCUACCACCGCUACCAUGGGCGGUCGGCCACUGUGUGGUCCUUGGGCGUGCUGCUGUAUGACAUGGUGUGCGGGGACAUCCCCUUCGAGCAGGACGAGGAGAUCGCCCGCGGCCGCCUCUUCUUCCGCAGGAGGCUCUCACCGGAGUGCCAGCAGCUGAUUGAGUGGUGUCUGUCCCUGCGGCCUUCGGAGCGGCCCACCCUGGACCAGAUCGCUGCCCACCCCUGGAUGCUGGAGGCCGACUGUGCCCUGGAGAGCUGUGACCUGCGCCCCGGCCCCAUGGACCCUGACGACGGUGCCAGCACCACCUCGAGCAGCGAGAGCUUGUGAGGGAAGAGUGCCAGUGGGCCUGCCAGGCGGUCAGAGGGACCACCUGCCUUGCCCGGCCUGCUGGCCCUUGGAGAAACACGAGGGCCCCGACGGCCUGGGCUCCCUUCCCUUUGAGUGCCUUUUCCAACACCGCGCCCCUAGGACAUGGCGCCCCAGAGGGUUCCCGCCACUGAGGCCUGGCUGCCCUGCAGAGGGGGCACCUGAGGCCUCAGGCGGGCCUGCCCUGAGACCAAGACCCUCCACGCUCCAGGAGGCCACCGACCUCUGAUGCGACGCCCCACACCUCCCGGUUCGCCCUGUCUCUGCCUGCGGCCCAGAGAAGGUCCCGAGUCUUUG
Molecule: messenger RNA, 1314 nt
Organism: Echinops telfairi (small Madagascar hedgehog)
Lineage: Eukaryota; Metazoa; Chordata; Mammalia; Afrosoricida; Tenrecidae
Gene: PIM3
Product: Pim-3 proto-oncogene, serine/threonine kinase
Exons: 6
Coding region: 1-978 (325 amino acids)
Biological process (GO): negative regulation of apoptotic process; protein autophosphorylation; regulation of mitotic cell cycle
Cellular component (GO): cytoplasm
Molecular function (GO): protein serine/threonine kinase activity; ATP binding
Source: RefSeq, a predicted model, not a curated record